AUGCCCGUCGACACCCCCUCGACCUUCAUGUUCGCCGCCGCCCCCACCAGCAGCAGCGGCGGCACGGGCGGCGCGCGGCGGCGCACGUCCUCAGGGCCGCCCAUGGGCAAGCGGCUGUUUCAGACGCCGUCCUCUGGAGGCUCCGCCCGCACGCCGCCUUCCCCUGGGCCAACGCCGCCCUCGCCGGCGCCGUUUGCGGGCUUUGGGGCCGCGGCAGAGGCUGCGACGCCGACGUUUGGGGCCCGCGGCGGGGGCGGCGACGAGCGCGCGGGGUCGGAGGCGUCGGACGUGUCUUCGACGUUUUUCGGGGUGCCCCCGGCCGCGCCGCCGCGGCAGCCCUUUGGGGCCGGCGCUCGCGGCUCGCCUCCGGCGCCGCCCGUGCCCAUGGCACCGCCGGAACAGCCAGCAGCUGGGGCGGACGCGGAAGCAGCGUUUGCCGGCGGCUUCGGAGCAGGAGGCGGCGGCGGCGCCGGCGCCGCGGCGCCGCAGCGGGGGACGCCGUAUUCCGCUUCGCGCCGCAGCCGCUUCCAUGCCGCCCGCGGGCGCGCGGGCGGUGCGCCGCCGACGCCGCCGCGGUUCCCCGGCUUUGGUGCGGCGGCCGGCGGCGACGGCCCCGCGACGCCCUCAUUCAGCGGCGGCGGCGGUGGUGUGGGUGCGCCGGCGGCGGCGGCCGCGGCGGGCACGCCUGGCAGCGGUGGCAGCACCCAGGCGGGGUACUCACCGAUGGCCUGGAGCCCUGUCGGGGACGCGGCCAGCCCUGCUGGGGGUGAGCCUGGUCCGCCGCCCUUUGGGGCGCAGCAACAGCAGCAGCAGGCCCCCCUAUUUGGCGGCUUAGGAAGAGGCGCCGCAGCGCCACCACCUCCGCCGGCGCCGAUGCAGCAGCAGCAGGGGGAGCAGCAGGCGCCUUUAUUCGGCUUCUUCGGCCGGCCCGCCGCGCCGGCGCCCCAGCAGCAGCAGGGGGCGCCUUCCUUUGGGUUCGCCGCGGAACCGCAGCUGCCACAAUCGCAGCAGCAGCAGCAGCAGCAGCAGCAGCCCGCACCGGCGGACGUUCUGACUGCACUCCUUGGCGCCAUGGGCCUCGCCGCGCCGCCGCCCGCGGGGCGCCCGCUCCCCUCGGACCCGAUCGCCGCCGCAGCCGCGGCCGCGGCCGCCGCAGCAGCGGCGGCCAGGGCUGCGGCGGACGACGCGGCUCUUGCUGAGCUUCUGAACGGUGCGCUGCGCCUGCAGCCGGGCGCCAAGCCUGCUUCCGCGGCGGGCGCGGGCGCGGGCGCGGGCGCGUCGGCGUCUGUUGAGGCCGUCCGGUCGCAGGGCACAUCGCGGCGCGAUGAGUGGGAGCGGCUGCUGCAGGCGGCGCGGGAGCAGCUGCAGGGGCAGCUACGGGACGACGGCGGCGCGGAGGGCGCAGCAGCGGGGCCGCCGCCGCGGCGCGGGGGCGGGGCCGGCGGCGGCGGGGGCACGGGCGGCGGGGAGCCGCUGGCGGCUCUGCUGCGGGAUGUGCUAUGCCUGAAGCAGCAAGCGGCGUCGGCGGCCGGCGCAGCGGCGGCAGGCGGUUGCUCGAUUGAUGACCUGUCCGACCUCCUCAGCGCCGUGGGGCUGAGUCAGCAGGGCGAGGGGGCGGCUGCGGGGACUGCAGCGGCGGCAGCAGCGGCGGCGGAGGGCCCUGGGGUGGGCGGCGCUGCUGGUGGAAAGCAGGCCGCGGCGGCCGAGGCGGAGGGGGCCGCGGCUGCGCCGCCCCCAGUGUUCACGUUCUCGAGCCCAGGCGCAAAGACGAGCGGCGGCGCCGCGGCCGGCGCCGCCGCAGCGGCGCAGCAGGGCCAGCGGCCGCAGCCGCCGCCGUUUGGCGGCGCAGAGGGGGCGCCCUCGUUUUCGUUCUCGCUGGGGACGGCGCCGGGCAGGGCGGCCGCCGCGCCGGGCAGCGCCCGCAAGGCGCGGACGCUGCGCUCGGCCGCGAAGCAGCCGAGCCGCCUGGCGGCGGCGCCGGCAGCGCGCGCGACCCCGACGCGGCCCGCGUCCGGCGGGGCCGCCCCGCCGCCGCCGCCGGCGCAGCAGCAGCAGCAUCAGCAGCAGCAGCAGGCGCCGCUGCCCGGCGGCGGCGCCGCGCACGUGUCGGCGCAGGCGCGCGCGCGCAGCUCGAUGUGGAAGGAGCGCGCGCACCGCAGCUAUGCGGCGGCUGACUAUGCAAAGGCCGAUGAGGAGUUCACGCAGGCCAUCGACGCGCUCACGCCGCUGGACCCUCAAGAUGACGCGCUCCCGACGCUCUACAGCAACCGCUCCGGCGCGCGCCUGAUGCUGCACCGCCCCCACGCCGCGCUCGCGGACGCGCGGCGCGGCGUCGCGGCGAGCAGGCGGAAGUUCGUGCGGGGGCACCUGCGGGAGGCGACAUGUCUUACGCGGCUGGGGCGCCUGCCCGAGGCCCAGGGGGUGCUGGACUGCCUGCUGGACUGCCUGGCGCCAUCCAACUCGUCGUACCAGGAGGUCCUCAAGCGCCUUAACGAGGCCCAGCAGCUCUCCCGCCGCGUCACCCAAUUCGAAAAAGACGUCCUCGGCGCCAUCCCGCCACUGCCCCUCCCCUCGAACGGCGCGCUCACCUCCGCCGCCGCCACCCCUGCGGCGGCGGCCGACCCGGCGGUCGCACUGGCGCCGCUGCAGAUGGGUGCGGAGGCGGCGCGUUUGCAGGCCGAGGCGGACGCGCUGACCAAGGAGGUCGCAUUCUGCGGCCGCGUCCAGGCCGCGCGCGCGUGGCUGCUGCUGCGCGGCGGCGCGCUCGAGGCGCUCGCGGCGGGGCCGCUGACGCGCGCGCCGGACGGCGCGUCCGAAGCUGGAGAGGGCGGCGGCGGCGGCGGCGGCGGGGGGCAGGGGGCGUCGGACGCGGCGGCCGGCGGCAGCGACACGUUUGAUUGGGAGUGGUGGGUCGCCGCGCAGUACCACCGCGGCGACCUGCCGGCAGCUUCCGCGCAGCUUCGCCGCGGCGCCGACGCGCUGUGGCGCCGCGCGGCGGCGGCGGCCGCGGGGCGGCGGGCGCGGGGGCAGCCGGGCGGGCUGGAGUCGCUGCUGGCGCCGCUGGUGCCGUCGGAUGCGGCGGAGGCAGCCGCCCUGGCUGAUGCCCUCGACGCGGCCUGCACCCUGAAAGACGCCGGCAACGCCGCCCUCAAGCGCGGCGACGCCGAGGGCGCCGCCGCCCACUACUCGCAAGCUAUUCAGUCCGGCCUUCCGCCGCAGUUUGCGGCCGUGCUCUACGGCAACCGCGCCGCCGCCCAUCAGGCCGCGGCGAGGUGGACGGAGGCGCUCGCGGACUGCGGCCGCGCGGCGGCGCUGAGCCCGGGGUACGCAAAGGCGCACUCGCGGGCGGCGGGGCUGCUUGUCGAGCCGGCGGCGGCAGCCCGGCGGGCAGCGGCAGGGGCGGCGCGGCGGUGA
Monoraphidium neglectum is the source of this 3414-nucleotide messenger RNA. RefSeq lists its product as hypothetical. The transcript has 6 exons. The record is from RefSeq and is a predicted model, not a curated record. Gene Ontology annotation, molecular function: Hsp90 protein binding. Lineage: Eukaryota; Viridiplantae; Chlorophyta; Chlorophyceae; Sphaeropleales; Selenastraceae. Bases 1 to 3414 code for a protein of 1137 amino acids.